AUGAGGUUGUUACACAUGGAAGGCCAAGUGAUCGAUCAUUCAAUUCAAAUCGAUUCGAACCAGGCUCUCCGGGCUAUAUCCCUCUGCUUCCUCUGUCGAGACUGGGAUCGAGGGUCCUAUUUACUUGAGACGAUAUCUCAAAAUGUGCCGGGGUACUUGGAUCUUGAUGAGAUGCGUGACCACAGUACAGAUUGGAUGCUUGCCACAUGGGUUGGAGCGAUCUAUGAGCACAAUGGACAGUACGACACAGCGUUCGAAUGGUAUCUCUGGGCAAACGAAGUUAUGGAGACCCAGCGUGAGGGAACCUCGGAUGAUGAAGCGAGACGGGGAAGCCAAUCCUCCAUUCAUGGAGGCGAACUUUUCGCCGGCCUCAUUAGGGUUUGUCUGAGGUACGCAAGUCUCUCGACGACGAAUCCCCAACCGAAAGCUCCCAUAGACUGGGGUCUUCCGGCGCCAAAUUGGACAGGACAGGCAUUGGUCUUCCUUGAGCGGACUUUCGCCAGGACGCUGCUUGAGUUUCUCAUCGGGCGGUCGAAAACAGAUCCCGAAAUCAUCGAAGCCUGGGCGGCUUCUACGUACAUUAACCGGCAAAUUACAGAUUUGACCUUGUUGUUGCCCAACAAGAGCGAGGAUGAAGGCAAAAAAAGUAGAGUGGAGAUAGAACUGGAUCGACUGAGGGCCGAGUCUGAGAAACGACCCAUGCCAGAUGCCCAGAUAUCCCAAGUCACAAGAUCGCUACUCUCUGCAACCCGUUUCCAGAUUGAUCCAGAGUCAAUUUGUCGCGUAAUCCCCGAGGACGCGGUCGUUGUUGAAAUGAACCUUUCCCGAGGCGGGCUGAUCCUAUUUUGCUUGACCACCGCCGGGGUUGUGUCCAUACACCAGAGCGAGAGGACGAUAUUGGAUCUGCGACGACAAGUCCUCCGGUACGUCAAGAGGCUGGAAAAUGACCAAUGCUCACGAGAUGAGCUGUCCAGCCUGAUCAUGGGCAUAUCGCGGGAAAUUAUCCACCCGUUCGAAGAGGUGAUCUGGCAGAAGGAUCAUGUUAUAUUCGUGCCCACGCAAGAAUUCAAUUUCUUCCCUUUUUCAGCUUUGACUUUCAAUGACAAGCCCCUCUUCUUGGAGAAGGCUGUUUCCCAAGUGCCUAGCCUUGCGACACUCGAGCAGAUUGUCAAAAGGCCCCAUCCCGGCAUGUUACCGGAGCUCUCGACCAUUGUUAAUACACACGAACCCGAUGCUUCCGGCCCCAAGCACGCUGGCGAGCCUGUUCCAAUGGUUGGUGUUGGAGCUGCGGUCGUUUCUCACAUCUUUUCAGUCCCACCGACUGACGCGAGGUACCUUGAAGAAGCCGGAUUCAAGAAUAUUUUUGAAAACUCCGAGAUAGUCUACAUAGGCACACACGGUGCCAAGCACGAGUUAUCCCCCUGGCAGUCUUGCAUCAAUCUAAAGGACGAAUUCCGUGUCAUGGAGGUAGCGAAGUUUUCUAGCAAAGCAUCCCUGAUCAUAUUCGGAGCAUGCAUGUCGGGCCUUGGCCGCGUUACUGUUGGUAACGACGUUCUCGGCUUUUCUCAUGCAGUCCUGCAAUCUGGUGCCGGCGCAUACAUGGGUGCACUAUGGAACGUCGAUGUAUCAAUUACCAUGAUGCUUAUUGUAGUAUUUUCCCGGAAGGUCGCCCAGCGAACGCAGCGCACGACCCUGGCAAAGUGCUGGCAGGAGGCUCAGAAGACGUUAUACAAUUUGACUACCGAUGCUGCAGUUUCGAUGCUACAGGGCAUCCUGGACGAGUGGGAGACUGCCAAACAGAAGUGGCACUUGGAGCAUUUGGCCAAGGGAGGGAUUAGGCUGCUCAAGCGCCUAAUGGAGGACCUUGAGACCGUUGACUUUAAACACCCCUACUACUGGGCACCAUUUACUUUAGUAGGGCAUGCUGGUCGGUCCCUUGACCCAACCAUAAGUACCCUUUGCCGCGCCAUGACGGAACAGUUGCAGGGAGACAGCAUACGAUUAAAUAGUUUGCACGAGGCGUCCUUGUCUCCAAUUGCGGGUAUCAAGUAA
Messenger RNA from Aspergillus fumigatus Af293, 2052 nucleotides. Its product is annotated as CHAT domain-containing protein. The record is from RefSeq and is a predicted model, not a curated record. NCBI's taxonomy places the organism in Eukaryota, Fungi, Ascomycota, Eurotiomycetes, Eurotiales, Aspergillaceae. The transcript has a single exon. The coding region runs from base 1 to 2052 and encodes 683 amino acids.